ACGGCGCUGGUGGAAUCCUAGAGAGGCCGCUGCUGGACUUGGAGAGAACUGAGACUUCCGCCCAGCGGAGCGUCAAGAUGGCCACGGCUGGGGGCGGCUCAGGGCCUCACCCAGGAAGUCGGGGUCUUCUUCGCCUUCUGUCUUUCUCCGUGGUACUGGCAGGUUUGUGUGGAGGAAACUCAGUGGAGAGAAAAAUCUACAUUCCCUUAAAUAAAACAGCUCCCUGUGUCCGUCUGCUUAAUGCCACUCACCAAAUUGGCUGCCAGUCUUCAAUUAAUGGGGACACAGGAGUUAUCCAUGUAGUGGAGAAAGAAGAGGACCUGCAAUGGGUGUUGACAGAUGGCCCCAAUCCCCCUUACAUGGUUCUGCUGGAUGGCAAGCUCUUUAACAGGGAUAUAAUGGAAAAGCUGAAAGGGAGAACCAGCCGAAUUGCUGGUCUCGCAGUGACUUUUUCCAAGCCCAAUUCUACCAUAGGCUUCUCUCCUAGCGUGCAGUGCCCAAAUGAUGGGUUUGGUGUUUACUCCAACUCUUAUGGGCCAGAGUUUGCUCACUGUAAAGAAACACUAUGGAACUCUUUGGGUAAUGGCUUGGCUUAUGAAGACUUUAGUUUCCCCAUUUUUCUUCUUGAGGAUGAAAAUGAAACCAAGAUCAUCAAACAGUGCUAUCAAGAUCACAACCUGAGUGAGAAUGGCUCAGCACCCAACUUCCCAUUGUGUGCCAUGCAGCUCUUCUCACACAUGCACGCAGUUAUCAGCACUGCCACCUGCAUGCGACGAAGCUUCAUCCAGAGCACCUUUAGUAUUAACCCAGAAAUCGUCUGUGACCCCCUGUCAGACUACAACGUAUGGAGCAUGCUUAAGCCUAUAAAUACUUCUGGGACAUUGGAGCCUGAUGACAGGGUUGUGGUUGCAGCAACCCGGUUGGACAGCCGUUCUUUUUUCUGGAACGUAGCCCCAGGGGCUGAAAGUGCUGUUGCCUCCUUCGUUACCCAGUUGGCUGCAGCUGAAGCUUUGCAGAAGGCACCCGAUGCGACCACCCUGCCCCGCAAUGUCAUGUUUGUCUUCUUUCAAGGGGAAACGUUUGAUUACAUUGGCAGCUCUCGAAUGGUGUAUGAUAUGGAGAAGGGCAAAUUUCCCAUGCGGUUAGAAAACAUUGACUAUUUUGUGGAGCUGGGACAGGUAGCCCUAAGAUCUUCAUUAGAUCUCUGGAUGCACACAGAUCCAAUGUCUCAGAAAAACGAGUCUGUGCAGAGCCAGGUUGAGGAUCUCCUGGCCACUCUGGAGAGGAGUAGUGCUGGUGUCCCUGAUGUCAUCCUCAGGAAACUGAAUCAGUCCCAGGCCCUUCCACCAUCUUCUCUACAGCGAUUUCUUCGAGCUCGAAACAUCUCUGGUGUUGUUCUGGCUGAUCAUGCUAGGUCCUUCCAUAACCGCUAUUAUGAGAGCAUUUAUGACACAGCUGAGAACAUUAAUGUGACCUAUCCUGAGAUGCACAGCCCUGAAGAGGACCUGAACUUUGUGACAGACACUGCUAAGGCCCUGGCGAAUGUGGCUACAGUGCUGGGACGUGCACUCUAUGAGCUCGCAGGAGGAACUAACUACAGCCACACAAUUCAGGCUGAUCCCAAGACUGUCACUCGCCUCCUUUAUGGGUUCCUGGUUAGAGCCAACAACUCAUGGUUCCAGUCUAUCCUCAGACAGGACCUAAGGUCCUACCUGGGUGAUGGGCCUCUUCAACAUUACAUUGCCGUCUCCAGCCCCACCAACACCACUUAUGUUGUGCAGUAUGCCUUGGCAAAUUUGACUGGCAAGGUGACCAACCUCACCCGAGAGCAGUGCCAGGAUCCAAGUAAAGUCCCAAAUGAAAACAAGGAUCUGUAUGAGUACUCAUGGGUGCAGGGCCCUUUGAAUUCCAAUGAGACAGAGCGACUCCCACGGUGUGUGCGUUCCACGGCACGACUUGCCAGGGCCUUGUCCCCCGCCUUCGAACUGAGUCAGUGGAGCUCCACUGAAUACUCUACAUGGACUGAAAGCCGCUGGAAAGAUAUCCGUGCUCGGAUAUUCCUAAUUGCCAGCAAAGAGCUUGAGUUUAUCACCCUGAUGGUGGGUUUUGGCAUCCUCAUCUUCUCUCUCAUCGUCACCUACUGCAUCAAUGCCAAAGCUGAAGUCCUUUUCAUUGUUCCCCGAGAGCCUGGAGCUGUGUCUUACUAAGGACUCCAGCUCUCCCUGCCAGCACUGCACUUCACUGGGAACACAUCACUAGGUUGUCACUGGAAUCUCUCUGGGCCUGUCUCAGACAGAGCUUAGCAUAAAGAAGUGGAACUGUCCAGAAGAGACAGGGAGAGGUAAACAAGUUACCUCUUCUCCUCAGCCUCCCCCACCCUAACCCCUGCAAUAUCCUGGGAUUAUGAUAGGAGCUUCCUGCUCCUGUUUAACUCCCAAGUUGCCCCCCCUCGCUUGCCCUUCCACAGGAUGUCUCUUAUCUUUCUUUCUACCCUGCUCUUGGACCUCUGCUCCCACUGUUGUCCCUACUCUUAGCCCCUCUUACCCAACCACCUACUGGAUCAGGAAGAAGAACGUGCGAAUUUAGCAUAAGGCUCGUACUACAUGGAACCUCUGAGGAGGAGCCUUGUGUCUCCUUUGUACUGUCCUUUCUCCGGGUUGUCAGAUGGCACAUUAUGGUGGGCAUGCUGCCUGGUGGGUAUCCCACCAUGCUCAGUUGUACUUUUUUUUAAGGUGUAAUAUCUAUUUUCGUUGGGUUUUUUUCUUGUUCUUUUUUUUUUUUGUAAAAACAUAAAUACGAAGUCUCAUUAAAAUUAUCCCAUAUGA
This is a messenger RNA of Dipodomys spectabilis (banner-tailed kangaroo rat), 2825 nucleotides long. RefSeq names its product nicastrin (gene Ncstn). The record is from RefSeq and is a predicted model, not a curated record. Gene Ontology annotation, cellular component: membrane. The transcript is spliced from 17 exons. Gene Ontology annotation, biological process: protein processing; Notch receptor processing. NCBI's taxonomy places the organism in Eukaryota, Metazoa, Chordata, Mammalia, Rodentia, Heteromyidae. The coding region runs from base 78 to 2207 and encodes 709 amino acids.